Molecule: messenger RNA, 3999 nt
Organism: Labrus bergylta (ballan wrasse)
Lineage: Eukaryota; Metazoa; Chordata; Actinopteri; Labriformes; Labridae
Product: ATP-citrate synthase
Biological process (GO): fatty acid biosynthetic process; citrate metabolic process; tricarboxylic acid cycle
Cellular component (GO): cytosol
Molecular function (GO): ATP citrate synthase activity
Source: RefSeq, a predicted model, not a curated record
GGUCGGCAGAUUAUGGUGCGACGGGACUGGAGUGAGGUGGCAACUGGCAAGAAGCAGACCCUGGUACAAAAAGAGGUGACUCUCUUUAGCUGUGUCACAGUUUGUUUAACAACAGGUCCUGUACUCCGAAGAAGUGCUCCUUCAAUUGACAAGGUCCUGUUCGUCUCAGUGCUGCCAUGUCGGCAAAAGCCAUCUCCGAGCAGACAGGAAAAGAGUUCUUGUAUAAGUACAUCUGCACCUCAGCGGCCGUUCAGAAUCGCUUCCGCUAUGCCAGUGUCUCAGCUGAGACCGACUGGGACUGCCUCACACAGGAGCAUCCGUGGCUGCUAACAGAGCCUCUGGUGGUAAAGCCAGAUCAGCUUAUAAAGAGGCGCGGGAAGCUCGGGCUGGUUGGCAUCAACCUGCAUCUACAGGGUGUCAAAGAGUGGCUCAAAGCCCGCCUCAUGAAGGAGACCACUGUGGGGAAGGCAAAGGGUGUGCUGAAGAACUUUCUCAUUGAGCCUUUUGUUCCUCAUACCCAGGAGGAGGAGUUUUAUGUGUGCAUUUAUGCCACCCGUGAGGGCGACCAUGUGCUCUUCCACCAUGAGGGAGGAGUGGAUGUGGGUGACGUGGACGCCAAAGCCCAGAGGCUUUUGGUGGCAGUGGAUGAGAAGCUGAGCGAGGACCAAGUUAAAGAGCAGCUCCUCACACAGGUUCCUGAUGAGAAGAAAGAAGUCCUGGCAAAUUUUAUAGUGGGGCUCUUCAACUUAUAUGAGGACCUUUACUUCACCUAUCUUGAGAUCAACCCUCUAGUUGUAACCAAGGAUGGAGUGUACGUCCUUGAUAUGGCAGCAAAAAUUGAUGCUACGGCAGAUUACAUCUGCAAGGCUAAAUGGGGAGAAGUGACAUUUCCACCACCCUUUGGCAGAGAAGCAUAUCCAGAGGAGGCAUACAUAGCUGACCUGGAUGCAAAGAGUGGUGCCAGUCUGAAGCUGACUCUGCUGAACCCUCGUGGAAGGAUCUGGACCAUGGUGGCUGGAGGAGGGGCUUCAGUGGUCUACAGUGACACCAUCUGUGACCUUGGCGGCGUGGAUGAGCUGGCUAACUAUGGCGAGUACUCUGGUGCACCCAGUGAACAGCAGACCUACGACUACGCUAAAACCAUCCUCUCUCUCAUGACACGGGAGAAACAUUCUCAAGGGAAAGUGCUGAUCAUUGGAGGAAGUAUUGCCAACUUCACUAAUGUAGCAGCAACAUUCAAGGGCAUCGUCAGGGCCAUCAAAGACUACCAAGGACCCCUGAAGGAGCAUGAGGUCACCAUCUUUGUUCGCCGUGGAGGGCCUAAUUACCAGGAGGGGCUGAGGGUCAUGGGGGAAGUAGGGAAGACCACUGGUAUCCCUAUCCAUGUGUUUGGUACUGAAACCCAUAUGACGGCUAUUGUUGGAAUGGCUCUGGGCCACCGUCCAAUCCCUAACCAGCCCCCAAUGGACGCUCACACAGCCAACUUCCUCCUCAAUGCCAGCAACAGUGCAGCGACUCCAGCUGCAACUAGGACAGCUUCAUUCUCUGAACCUAGGACGUCCAAUGAUUCGACUCCAGCCAAGAAGUGCAAAGGAGGUCUUCCUGCAGAAGCGCAAGCCUCUUCAGGCUGCAGCGGAGCUAAAGCCACCACGCUCUUCAGAAAACACACCAAGGCCAUGGUUUGGGGCAUGCAGACACGCGCCGUGCAAGGCAUGCUGGACUUUGACUACGUUUGCUCCCGAGAUGAACCGUCUGUGGCAGCCAUGGUCUACCCCUUCACUGGGGAUCAUAAGCAGAAGUUCUACUGGGGCCACAAAGAGAUCCUGGUGCCUGUCUAUAAGAACAUGGCCGACGCCAUGAAGAAGCACCCAGAGGUGGACGUCAUGAUCAGCUUUGCUUCACUGCGCUCAGCCUUCGACAGCACAAUGGAGGCCAUGCAGUACCCACAGAUCGACACUAUCGCCAUCAUAGCAGAGGGGAUCCCUGAAGCUCAGACGAGGAAGCUGAUCAAGAUGGCUGACAAGAAAGGUGUCACUAUCAUCGGCCCUGCUACGGUCGGUGGCAUCAAGCCGGGCUGUUUUAAGAUUGGUAACACAGGCGGCAUGCUGGACAACAUCCUGGCUUCCAAACUGUAUCGUCCUGGCAGCGUGGCGUAUGUGUCGCGCUCUGGAGGCAUGUCCAAUGAGCUGAAUAACAUCAUCUCUCGCACCACAGACGGUGUGUAUGAAGGGGUGGCCAUAGGAGGAGACAGAUAUCCAGGCUCUACCUUCAUGGACCAUGUCCUGCGUUACCAGGACACUCCAGGGAUUCAGAUGAUAGUGGUGCUGGGAGAGAUUGGAGGCACAGAGGAGUACAAAAUCUGCCAAGGCAUCAGGGAGGACAGGAUAACCAAGCCUGUGGUAUGCUGGUGCAUUGGAACCUGCGCCACUAUGUUCACUUCAGAGGUUCAGUUUGGUCAUGCAGGCGCCUGUGCCAACCAGGCUUCAGAAACAGCAGUAGCCAAGAACCAGGCCCUGAGGGAUGCUGGAGCUUACGUACCAAAGAGCUUUGAUGAGCUGGGAGAUGUCAUCAAGACCGUUUAUGAUGAACUGGUGGCCAAUGGUACCAUCAUCCCAGCCCAGGAGGUGCCUCCCCCCACAGUACCUAUGGACUACUCUUGGGCCAGGGAGUUGGGCCUGAUCCGUAAGCCGGCCUCCUUCAUGACCAGCAUCUGUGACGAGCGGGGCCAGGAGCUCAUCUAUGCAGGCAUGCCCAUCACUGAGGUGUUCAAAGAGGAGAUGGGUUUAGGGGGAGUGCUGGGCUUGCUGUGGUUCCAACGCAGGUUGCCGCGCUACGCCUGCCAGUUCAUUGAGAUGUGUCUGAUGGUGACAGCUGAUCAUGGGCCUGCUGUCUCUGGAGCUCACAACACCAUUGUCUGUGCUCGAGCGGGCAAGGACCUCAUCUCCAGCCUUACCUCUGGCCUGCUCACCAUCGGGGAUCGUUUUGGAGGUGCUCUGGAUGCAGCUGCUAAACAGUUCAGCAAGGCAUUUGACAGCGGCAUGCUGCCCAUGGAGUUUGUCAACAAAAUGAAGAAGGACGGCAAGCUUAUAAUGGGCAUCGGACACAGGGUCAAAUCAAUAAACAAUCCAGACAUGAGGGUGCAGAUUCUGAAGGACUUUGUGAAGCGGCAUUUCCCCUCCACCCAGCUUCUCGACUACGCCCUAGAUGUAGAGAAGAUCACCACCUCCAAGAAACCAAACCUUAUCCUUAACGUAGACGGUUUUAUUGGUGUUGCUUUUGUGGACCUUCUGAGGACGUGUGGUGGCUUCACAAGAGAUGAGGCGGACGAGUUUGUGGAGAUCGGAGCGCUAAAUGGGAUCUUUGUCCUCGGUCGCAGCAUGGGCUUCAUUGGACAUUACCUGGAUCAGAAGAGGCUGAAACAGGGUUUGUACCGCCAUCCAUGGGACGACAUCUCCUACGUGCUGCCCGAACACAUGUCCAUGUAAUCCCCACAUCACAGAGCGGACCAGACUUCAAGUGUGUGACAGCGCACAUUGGUCAGGCAGCAUAAACACAUCUCACUAAACUUAUAAACAGUAUGAACUCUAUGGUAACAACAACAGCUGUCUUGGGAAGAAUUGGGAAAGGUGUUUCUGGAAAGUGGAAGUACUGUCUGUUUGAGGGAUCUGGGAAAGAAGUUUUUGAUGUAGUUUUUACGGAUUAAAGGGGAAGAAUAUAUUCAGAUAUUGCUUUGACGAAUUAUUUAAAGUCUGAUUUGUAACUUAUUCAGUUUUUAAUGAAGAACCAAACCAACUCAAAACUACAGCCGCUACAGAAGCACGAAGUCAAUCACUACUUAGACAAGAAAAAUUGCACAAACAACCUGUCAAAGGUGGUUGGUACGAGAACAGGAGUUAAUAGCUCCUGUGUUAGAGCUUGAAUCGUUUCAAAGCUGCUGAAGUAGAAUGUGUUUAAGAUCAGCAAUACAGUAGCCUCUUUUUUUUUUUUUUAAUACAAUUU